UACAUUAUUUUCUGAUGUUCUUUUUAUUAACGAGUUACUUUAUUUGGGUCCAUUAGAUAGUCGUCAUGUCAGUUAUGGAAUAUUUCCAUGAUAGAGGAUAACGAUAUAAACAACUGCCCUACUGUUCCUGUCUUCGUUCUUCUUUCCAUCUUUCACUUUGCUUUAUUUUAACGUAUUUUUCCAACAUCAGAGAAGAUAUUGAUAAGAUCAAAAUGGGAGAUCUUGAGGACCUGGAAGAGUUCAUGGAGGCUGUGACGACAUACCGCUGUAAGUUCUGCCCAUUCACUGCAACAACCACAGGCGAUAUGGCCCAACAUGUUCGAGCCACUCACAUAGUGUCAAACAAGUCCAGGAAGCCAGUAACAGUCACUAAUCCACCUGAUACAGAGAAAGUACCUACAUCUCUCGCACAGAGUCACGGAGGCACUUCUGAUGCAUCAGCUGAAUCUGUUUCAACAGUACAAGUUGCCUUGGGUCCCACUGAACAGUUAAAUACAGUUAAUCAGGAGACAUCAGGCGACAUGGCAAGUCUGUUAAAUUAUCCACGGACUCCAUUACCACAAACUCUUGCUACUUGUAAUUCUGCCACAAAUACCGUGGUUACCUCUAAUAGUGACAGUUUAAUAAACCAAAACUUUCAAGUACUUGGCCAGUUAGAAAAUGGACAGAUUUUGCUGCGAAACAGUCAAAGCACUUCUACGAAUUCUAAUGAGUUGGUUCAAGUGUUGGUUGAAAAUGUGGCAGAAGAAGUGGAUUCGUCGAGAUCACAGGGCUUUGUUAGUGAGAGUGGGGAAUCUUACAUCAUUGGCAGGGAAGAUGGAAUGUCAUUUGAUCCCAAAACAUAUUCAGAAAUGAAAGAAACAAACAUUGAAAACUUUGCUGGAGAAGAUGACGAUGAUGCAAGCACUAAAGAGCUGUAUUUAUGUGGCACAUGUAGUGAGGGAUUUCCCUCCAUACAAGACUGCAAGGCCCACAUGAUUGAGGUACAUGAUGUUAGCGAGUUCCAGACUGGCCAAACCGGUUUCACAAGGAAAGUUGAUGCAGGGACCCAGAUGGAACCAAAAAAGCGGGGGAGAAAGAAGAAAGUCGAAGCAGAAAGAAUGAAGCAAGAGAAACUUGAUAAAGAGGCGGAUCAUGAAGAUGAGGAUGAUGAAGUAAGCCUGCAUCUGUCUGACUCAGACGAAGACUGGACUUCAAAUAUCUCCUCAUAUUCCACAAGAAGUAGGCGAAAUAGAAGACCACCGCAGGCUUUGAGACAGGAUUACUAUCUUGGGCGAAGAAAAAAUAAAGAAGAAAGAAGACCUACUCCUGUUGACGUGGGGAUUAAGUGUAACAGUAGGGGAUGUGGUCUGAAGUUUGCCACUACGGAAUUGAUGGAAAAGCAUCUCGAGUUUCAUAUUGAUGAUGCCACUUCUGGACCGAAUAUUUUCAAGUGUACCUCGUGUGAGGAAACAUUCCCGAUCUGGAAAGCCCUGAAGAUCCACGCCUGGAAGUCUCACACCAUGGAUUUGGGCCUUCUUAAAUGUCCACAUUGUGACUUUAGGACAGAAAACCACAGUAAACUCAAGAUUCACAUGGCUAUCCAUGGCAGUGACCGUCCGUAUGUCUGCGGCCAGUGUGGCAAGGCCUUUAAACAGCUGUCCCAACUGAAAAACCAUGAGUACACGCACAUUGACAGGACCAGGGGUGGAUCUGACCAGAGCCAAAAGGCUUGUGACAUCUGUGGCCGCAUGUUCGUCAGUCUGAAGUGCAUGAAGAUCCAUCGUGACACUGUACACAGUGGGAGGAAGCCGUUCAAGUGCCGCUUCUGUGACCAUGCAUGCUCUAGGAAGGCCAUGUUGGUUCUACACGAGCGAACACAUACAGGGGAGAAACCAUUUAAAUGCACCAUGUGUGCCUAUGUAUGCAGCGACCACAACUCUUUACGGCGUCACAAAAUGCGACACAGUGGAUUGAAACCCUACCAAUGCCCUCACUGUCCAUAUUCCUGCAUACAGGCGAUAUCCCUCAAGGUCCACGUCAAGAACAAACACCCAGGUAUGGGAGGAAUCUUCUGCUGUAACCUUUGCCUGUUCAGAUCUGUGAGCAGAGACCAAUUCAACAAGCAUGUCCAGGACCAUCAAAACGGUCUUAUUCCUUCAGAUACUGACACCUUGACCUUGGUUGAAGGUCGUCUAGUUUCUCAGACGGUCAAAACUAAAAAGGGCCAAAGAAGGCCGUUGAUGAAACCAGUGAGGACAAUAUAUUCAGGGCUUAACAGCCCUGCACAGCAGAACAUUAUGUGUUUAGUACAGCAACCGAAUAUGAGCACUCAGCAUAUUAUUGAGGUGCCAGUAUCCUCGGGUAGCGGUCAAGAGCAAAUGGCUCAUUUGCAGAUUGAGUUGGGAGACAACACUGUUAGAGAAGACUUGAAUAAAAUAGCAAACUUUGAAGCUUUGUCUGAUACUCAGUCAGACACUGCUACUGCUAAUCUCAUUUAUUCUGCUCUAUCAGCCAUAUCACUCCAGUCUAACAAUCAAUUUGGAAUUGGGCUCGAUCCAGAAGACUUAGUGUCUAAAGUUGAGAGUGGUGAUAUUCAGACAUCUAUUGAAACAAACUCAAACAAAGAUGGAGUCACAACACACACGAUUACCUUCCAACUGCCUGAUGGUGGAGAGCUUUUAGGGGGAGUAACUCUGCAGGAAAGUUCAGAAGAGAAAGAUGCAGUGACUAUGAUAGAAGUGGAAAAUGCAGGAAGUGAAUGGCAGAAUAAUCCAGAGGGUCAAAACAUUGUUGAAUUGAUUGAGUCUGGGUCAUAGAAGAAGCUCACCAGGGGCGGUUUCAAUAUAUUGACAUCAUAGUUGAACCUAGUGUCAUACUCUGGUUAUUUUGCUGCAUCUUGGUAAAAUUGGCUAGUAUUUAAAACGAGUACAAAGUUGUGAAGUAAAAAAAGGUUUUGAAGAAAAAAGAGUCAAGGUAUUGUCAUGGCCUUGGGUGUCUUGUCUAUCACAAACUGUUCAAGAUAUUUAGAUAAAACUUCGUACCCAUGUUACCAGAGACAAUACGCAUAAACACAGCAUUUCUAAAACCCUGGCUCCUUAAUGUUAUUUGUUGUGAAGCAGCAGAUGAGCAUUGAAAUUCCCUCUGCAGCAAUUUUAUGUUGAUUAAAUGAACAAAAAACGUGUUUUAGGGUUAUGAAUGGAUUUUGUUUUUUUUAGUUAACAGUUAAGUCACAGAUGUUUAUACUGUUCAAGAUAGAUUUCUUGUUUGCUCUAUAUCGCCUAACGAAAAGAUCGUGAUUUAAGGGACAGACACCAGAUGGUCCAAAAAUCUGCAAAUACAGUAUUUCCUCUAAACAAGCCUUGAAUGUUCAAUGUAUGCUAGUAGGAGGCUGAUAAUACAUCAUUUUACAUGUUCAAAAAAAAUAAACACAACACUCAUGUUGCAGUCUCAUCUGAGUUUCUCCAUUUAAAAAUAGCGCAUACAUUCCCAGUUUAAAUCAUAUCUGUUUAUGAGUAAAGAUAAAUUGACCGACGCUAAUACUAAACAUGCUGGGAUUUACAUUGUAGACAAUCCCAGUAAAUUUUGGAAUUGGAAAAAUGCCCCAAAACUGCGAAAGAUGCAUGUGUCAUAAGUGAUGUGAUACAUCAGUAAGUAAGAUUUAAUGUGUUGUACACAACCAUGUCAGUUUUUGACAAUAAACUUUUUACUUGCAAUUGUAUCAUCUGGUGUCUUGUCCCUUUUUAAAUUGAAAAUUCAAAAUAAAAAUUGAAUUAACUUUUCAUUAUGGCGGCCUAUUUCAUCAACAAAUGGUUUUGAACAAUACAAUAUGGGAUUUGCCAUCUUAUACCCUUCAGACAAUUUAAAUGUUACUUAAAAUUUCAAGAGUCCUGUCAUUAUUUUAUUUAUUGUACUAGGUACAACAGGGUAGAAUAAGCGAAUUACGGAGGUUUCGUCAACUCUCCAGUUCGUCACACUUGUUCUAUAUAGUAAAUUGCCAAGAUGUUUCGUCACACCUAUUAGCGGUUUCGUCAACUUAAUUGUUUAGAACUAUUUCACACAUUUAUGCGAAACCAAUUAGCUUAAACAGUUGAUGACCCAAUUAAUCGCACGUGUCAGCGUGUGUGUGGGCUUUAAUGUGAUAGUGCUAAUGAGACAUCGGCGUGUGUUUGUACAUUUCUAUCAGUUUGCCAUCUUAGUGAUGGAUGUCAAUAAGUCAGAUUGCUUAAAAGCAAUGUUCGAUCUUGUUUUGUCACCAAUCAUGGCCUCUAUAACCAACUGCGUACAUUGCUCUAAAAUAGUAACUGCUCGCAUGCAUGCGAUCUGUUGCGACGUGUGUGAACGUUGGCAACAUUGUAAAUGCAAUUCAGGGGUAUCUGCGCAGCAGUACCAACAGAUGGUAAAAAAUGAGCUAAAUCUGGCAUGGAAAUGUGAUGAAUGCCGAAUGGAUGUCGACGAUCAGUCCAAUUCUACGGCAUCGAUAGAUAUAUCUCUUCCGGCUAUGAACAUCAGUGCAUCGCCUAUGUGAAGCUUUUGAUCGGCAGAUUUGCAUUAUUGUAUAUUUGUAUUAUAUUUUAUUGAAAUUCUCCUAGUACAAUAUCAUAACAUAAACCACAUUUAUUAUUCAUAUUUUAGCGAAAUCAAACAAUAUAGUUUUCCUUAAGAGCAAGUGCUAUAUGGUUUUACCGUAAGUUACUAUUUUGCUUGAUGUCUAGAUUUGGUAAGAUUAUAACUACAUUGUAUAAUUACUUUAAAUUAAGUCAAUCAAAUGUUCAAAUUGUUGUUAUUGUUUACAUUUUUGUUGAAAAUAAACUGU
Messenger RNA from Mya arenaria, 4795 nucleotides. RefSeq names its product zinc finger and SCAN domain-containing protein 20-like. Gene Ontology annotation, biological process: regulation of transcription by RNA polymerase II. Gene Ontology annotation, cellular component: nucleus. NCBI's taxonomy places the organism in Eukaryota, Metazoa, Mollusca, Bivalvia, Myida, Myidae. Gene Ontology annotation, molecular function: RNA polymerase II transcription regulatory region sequence-specific DNA binding; DNA-binding transcription factor activity, RNA polymerase II-specific. The record is from RefSeq and is a predicted model, not a curated record. The transcript is spliced from 9 exons. Bases 213 to 2798 code for a protein of 861 amino acids.